Molecule: messenger RNA, 2358 nt
Organism: Suillus clintonianus
Lineage: Eukaryota; Fungi; Basidiomycota; Agaricomycetes; Boletales; Suillaceae
Product: Metallo-dependent hydrolase
Exons: 9
Coding region: 325-2358 (677 amino acids)
Biological process (GO): guanine metabolic process
Cellular component (GO): EMC complex; cytosol
Molecular function (GO): guanine deaminase activity; zinc ion binding
Source: RefSeq, a predicted model, not a curated record
CAGCCAGAUGAAGGUAAACGAAUCUUGCCAGCGCGCGUUUUUCGGCAGUAAAACCUUCGCGCCAGUGGUGGCAAUGAAGGCUAUGGCAGCCACCCCAGCUAAAGAAUACGCUGAGGUUGCGGUGAAUAUUUCCGGGGCAUUGGACGUCAUGGUGUAUAGUGAUGUUGUGAGGGAGCGCAAUGGCGAACUUCUCCCACGUUUACUUUCCACUGUACUUUUAUUUAGCAGACACGAUCAUCGUCGUCACGCGCUCACGUUUCUGAUUGCGUCCAGCAACACAUCACACUAAUUAUAAAUCUUGGUAGUACUGUCCAACAGACGACGAUGGUGUCCUACUCCCUUUCAGAAAACGCGUACCUUAAGAUCUUCUUUCAUGCGGCUAAACAUCCUCACCUGCCUGUGAACGGCGUUCUGCUUGGUAGACGAACCUCGGACGUGGUUGUGAUAGAGGAUGUUAUACCACUACUCCAUCACUGGACAAGCCUUAGUCCUAUGAUGGAGAUUGGACUUGAUUUAGCGAAAGGACAUGCUGAAGCACAAGAGAUGACUCUAGUGGGGUACUAUCAAGCGAGCGAGAGACUAGACGAGACCGCUCUUGCGCCUGUCGGCGAGCGGGUUGCACAAAAAAUUCGUGAUCAAUUUACCGAUGCAGUAGCAUUUGUUAUCGACGGCGAUAAGUUAGGAACAGGAGAACCAGCUUUACUCCCCUAUCUACCACAGCCUUCCACGUCAUUCUGGCGGCCCUCCAUAGCGCAAAGUCCCGCAUUCACAACGGGAUCAAAUUUCUCGUUAGCCAAAGCUGAUUCACCCUCGCGCGCAAUUGCCCUCGUUCGCGACCAUAAUCUUCACGAGAAAUUCGGUGACUUUGACGACCAUCUGGAGGAUGUAACGAUAGAUUGGUUGCGGAACAGCGCUUCUCUUAUCAUCUUCUACGGUAUAUCAGAAGAAUCACGAACAUCACCAUUGUUAUCGACUACCAUGACGAUUGCGACUGCUUUUAAAGGUACUCUGGUUCAUUGCCCUUCGUUGGGGCAACUUGAAGUUCUUGAAGAUCAUGUUUUACUCGUGGACCACCAAGGUUUCAUAACUUAUGUAGGACCUGCUGACUCCAAAGCCUCUGAGGAAUUUCUGGCAAAAAUCGACGUACCUAUCACAACCAUACCAUCAGGAGGUUUUUUGCUUCCGACGUUCUGCGAUCUGCAUCUCCAUGCAGCCCAGUUUCUGUUCCAGGGAACUGGUCUCCAUCUUCCUCUGAUGCAGUGGCUAAAUGAGUAUGGGUUCAAGUCUGAAGAAAGCUUGGACAGCCAACCAGAACUGGCAAAGACAGUUUAUGCACGUCUCGCAGAACGCCUAAGAGACGCUGGAACUGGCGCCGUUAUGUUAUUCGGGACGAUUAACAACACAGCGAAUCUAAUCCUUGCAGAGGCCAUGCAGACCAUCGGUAUACGAGCCCUUGUGGGGAAAUUGUCAAUGGAUAUCUCGUCCCGACCCUCCUACGUGGAAUCCUCUGUUCUAUCUUCAUUGCGGUCUGCCGAGGAAUUCAUCGACGACUGUCGUAACCUGGUUAAAUCUCAUGAACCACACAAACGUCUCGUUGAACCUGUGAUCACACCGCGGUUUGUUCCAACGUGCUCGGACGCGCUUUUACAAGGGCUUGGAAAACUCGCUCGUGACAAAGGAGUACGAAUACAAAGUCACCUGGCGGAGGCUCACGAAGAAGUGCAAUGGGUUUUGAGCGAACGGCACAAGGACGAUAUCGACGUUUUUGACGAUUUCGGCUUGCUCACAGAGAAAACUGUCCAAGCCCACUGUACAUUCUUGGAUACGGACAUGCUGUCGCGUAUGGCUGGCAGUUGUUCCGCAGUGGCACAUUGUCCUCUCUCGAAUUCAUAUUUUUCAGAAAAGCCGUUCCCGCUCCGUGAAGCACUGGACCUCGGCGUACCUGUCGGUCUUGGCUCGGAUAUCGCUGGUGGAUAUAGCAUAGAUAUCAUGAACAGCAUGCGACAGGCCGUGGUUGUCUCCAGGAUCAGAGACGGCGCAAGAAAACUGAGCGAUGAUGAACGGUCUCUCGCAGUCGAUUGGAAAGAUGCAUUGUAUUUAGCUACGAGGGGAGGGGCCAUUGCACUUGGCCUUUCAUGUGGAGUCUUCCAAGCUGGCGCUCCUUUUGAUGCUCAAUGCAUCGAACUAUAUAAAGAAAGCGACAAGGGCGUGGGUGCGCUCGAUUUCUUUGAGCCGCAAUCAGGCAUAACAUUGGGUUUACUGGAGAAGUGGUGGUGCAUCGGAGACGAACGGAAUAGGCAUGGCAUUUGGAUACAGGGACAGAGGUUGGAUGGGAAGAAUACUCCGGAUCACACGUAA